UUUUCGUCUGACAUCUCUGUCAAUCUCCGCUAUCUUUUGUGCAUUUUUAAUUGAGGAGUCUGGUAUUCCUCCGAGUGUCGGUCGUGGUGGUUGAUUGCAUAUUUCGAGCGCAUCCGUACAUAUCGGAGAAACGAAUAUACCCAGGAGGAUCCAUGGCAGGAACAGUUUGAUAGUUCAAUUACGUGCAGGCAGAGUAUCAUAUAACGACUAUAGACCACAAUUCGGGCGCAGAAUUUCGACAUAGGCUUUCCACCGCCAAACCCUUUGAAAGGAAACUCCAGCGAACACAAAUUCAAUUGCUAUCAUGGCGAUUCCAUCAGAAGAGAUGGUAUUGCCGAGGACUGGGUCUGCGACGUUUGUUGAGUUGGCAAAGCGAAUAAACAUCCCUCUUACACCGACGAGCCCCCCAGGUCUGAUCGAGGCAGAUACAGUUGAUCCAUGGACUCAAGCUGGGAAAUACGCUCUAGGAUGGACCUACUUCUGUAUAGUCCUGCUCAUGCUCGUUGCCAUCACAAGAGUCUACCAUCUGUGGACAGACAAGAUUCGACAAGCAAUGCACAAGGAAGAGGUGGAAAAGCAAAUGCGUCAAUACUAUCCUCCGGAUCCUCAGGAGUUCGACUUCACAGCAGGAGGAAUUGAGACUGGCGCAACGGUGGAUCAAUUAUUUCCGCGAGGAGAUCAAUUAUUUCCUCGCGAAGGCGAGAAAGGUCUUGUUCUUACCAGAGGACAGUCACAUUGGUCGUCGAUUGGAGCCGUCAACGAUACGCUGGCGUUGUUUAGAUGGAUCUUUUAUCGACCUGUGCCUGAGCUCAAAUGGAAGAAGAAGACCCUCCUCAGCUUCCCAUCGUUGGCCGUUAUUGCUAUCCUCGUUAUUGGGCUGGCCUUUGUGACUCUGUACUGUUUCCUUCCCCAGCCUCUGUACUGGCAGAGCAUUCAAUUCGGAUCCCCACCUCUAGCCAUCAGAGCUGGUAUGAUUGCUGUUGCCAUGACACCCUGGAUCGUUGCGACAAGCAUGAAAGCCAAUCUGAUUACUGCGAUCACUGGUAUCGGCCAUGAGCGACUUGGUGUCUUCCAUCGAUGGGGAGGAUACUUGUGCUUAUUUCUCUCCUUGGUUCACACCAUCCCCUUCUACGUCCAGCCAGUUUGGGACGACGGUGGAAUGGCGGUGUACCAAAGACUCUUCCCAGGCGGCAGUGGCGUCAUCUACGGAACCGGAAUUGCGUGUUUGGUGCCGCUUGGAUGGCUAUGCAUUGGCUCUCUACCAAUUAUCCGGACUCUUGCCUACGAGCUCUUCGUGUUCUUGCAUAUCCCCAUCGCUAUUGCAUAUCUCGGUCUCCUAUUCUGGCACUGCAAGAACUACCUCACAUCUUGGGACUACUUGUACGCUACGGUUGUCAUCUGGGCUCUCUCAUACCUUAUGAGGUUAUUCAACCUGAAUUGGUUGAAGCCAUGGAGGAAUGCUUGGCUGAUUGGAGACGAAGCUGCCGUUACACUGAUGGCUGAGAACGCGAUCAAAAUCACUAUACCCACGCAAAUGACCUGGAGACCCGGUCAAUUCGUCUAUCUCAGAAUGCCUGGCAUUUCUGUCUUCGAGAACCAUCCAUUUACGAUUUCGUCCCUUUGCAGCGAGGACUUUCCGUCGGAGUAUGGUGAUCUUUACAGAGACUGCACAUUGGUGUUCCGACCGUUUGGGGGCUUCACUCGUAGAGUCCUUGAGACUGCCAUCGAAAAAGGGCCUUUCAAGACCUAUCGAGCGUAUCUGGAGGGUCCGUAUGGUGGGAUGCAGAGAGAGUUAGCUGCCUUUGAUACUGUUAUCUUAUUCGCUGGAGGCAGUGGCAUCACUGCGAUCGUCUCGCAGCUCUUAAACCUGAUCAAGCGAAUGAGAGACGGAAAGGCAGUAACCAAGAAGAUCGAAGUCGUAUGGGCCUUGAAACGACUCGAAGCCAUGGAUUGGUUUAGGGAGGAGCUCCGAAUCUGCAGGGAAUAUGCACCUCCGGAUACGGUCACAUGUCAGUUCUAUGUGACUGCAUCAACAAGACGGCAAAGGAUGGGAAUGAGCGAGAGAGCGCCUCGACCCAUCAGUACGGUAUUCCAUGACAAGCUUGACGGGUUUGUCGCUGGGAUUGCAUCAAAGAGAAAUUCAGCAUGGAUUCGAGACGAAGCUCAAGGCGACGAAGAGCGAGAGCAAGAACUGAGAGCAGAACAAGAAGAUGCCAUCACAUCUCUACCCCAAGCGAAGCACCUUCAACCCAGGGUCUUGCCACCCCCAGUGCAAAUGUCCUUCGCACCACCACCCAAGAAAGCGCAAGGCAUACUACACAAAAUGGACCGCAAAGAAAAGCGACAAUCAGUACAGUCGGCAUUCUCAUCAAUAGCAGACUCUGACAACCACGAAACCACGCGGAAAUUCCUCUCACUCCCAUCCAAGAACCCACCUCCAGGCGCCAAGAGCCCUGGCUUCCACUUCCCCGCGCCUUCACCGCAACACUCACCACACUUUAACUUCGCCCCUCCUUCCCCAAGAAAUAGCUACAAUCCACAAAAUUUCCCGCCCCCGCCUCCCGGCCCACCACCAGGAGGCUACAGACCAAGCUCCUGGCUCUCCACAGAAGCCGACUCGAGGCCAAAUUCCUACCAACCGUCCGACUUCCCCGCUCCACCAGCAAGCGCCCGCACUCCCUCCCCUAACCCACAAUCACCUCCCCAACCCCAAUCACAAGUCCAAUCGCACACGAAAUCAGAAUCCGACUCCUUCCCCCCACCUCCCCAACAACCAGAAGCCGCCCACACACGCACCAAAUCCGCCAACCUCGCUCUCGAGAUCCCCGCACCAACCGCAACCUCAACCUUCGACUUCGGCUUCCCUUCCACGCCGACCGAAUUCCAAAAGAACCUCAUGCGCUUCGCCUUCAUCGGGCAGAAGGUAAAGAAGGAAGGCUGGAGCACCGAAUACGGACGUCCGGAUCUCGGAUACAUGUUGAAAGAGAUGGCGACUGGUGGUAUGGAUGGAAAGGGCAUCUUUGGGAGGAGGACGUGUGUCUUUGUGUGUGGGCCGCCGAGCAUGAGAGUUGAUGUUGCGAAUACGGUUGCGAGACUGCAAGCUGAUAUUUGGGGUGAUGAUAGUAAGGAUGAGAUUUUCUUGCAUACGGAGAAUUAUGCGAUUUGAGGAGUGAGAGAAGGGAGAGAAGAAGCAAGUAUUGAGGGGGAUAAUUGCUGGCGUUUGGAAGGGAGAUCCCUACUUGUAACUAUAAUUGGGUGAUAUAUAAUGAGAUACGGAGUACGCAAAUUGAUACCAUUUGCCUUAAUUUAUCUUUUUCCAAAGAAUCGUGCGUUUCCAGCCACUGUGCGAGACAGGUUACUCUGAACAGAGCUUCGAAGCGUGCUGUGCUCUUUGCUUCUCAGCUCCAUAGCUUUA
Messenger RNA from Hyaloscypha bicolor E, 3415 nucleotides. RefSeq names its product ferric reductase. Gene Ontology annotation, biological process: intracellular iron ion homeostasis; copper ion import; iron ion transport. The coding region runs from base 305 to 3166 and encodes 953 amino acids. The record is from RefSeq and is a predicted model, not a curated record. Lineage: Eukaryota; Fungi; Ascomycota; Leotiomycetes; Helotiales; Hyaloscyphaceae. Gene Ontology annotation, cellular component: plasma membrane. The transcript has 2 exons. Gene Ontology annotation, molecular function: ferric-chelate reductase activity.